Messenger RNA from Pseudoliparis swirei, 1559 nucleotides. It is a transcript of the gene nanos3, whose product is annotated as nanos homolog 3. The transcript has a single exon. Gene Ontology annotation, molecular function: mRNA binding; zinc ion binding. Gene Ontology annotation, biological process: negative regulation of translation; oogenesis. Lineage: Eukaryota; Metazoa; Chordata; Actinopteri; Perciformes; Liparidae. The coding region runs from base 215 to 889 and encodes 224 amino acids. The record is from RefSeq and is a predicted model, not a curated record. Gene Ontology annotation, cellular component: perinuclear region of cytoplasm.
GAAUCCGAUCACCACCUGUACUCAAUGAACAACUUCAACACUUUGUUACGCGUGCGUGGCUCCUGUCUUUCUGCGGUCCUUUUACAUCGUUAUUACUGUCGAGUUCGCUUAGUACGUAACAUUGAACAAUACCACAAUUACGACGUCAACAACUCGACUUGAAAAGUCUUCCGGCAAGACGACAACAUUUGGCCCGCUGCGAAGGAGCCGCAGAAUGAACGGCAUGGUUUGGGGACUCUCGGUCUCUCUGGAGUCCGAAAGCAAACGUUUCCAGCCCUGGAGAGACUACAUUGGACUGUCUGACACGAUCGGAGAGAUCCUGGGCCGGCCCACGGCCCCCGAGUCCCGACUACCGGCCUCCAGAGCGCCACACUCCGAAUCCAAUGAGCUGUGCGAGGCCCUGAUGGCUGUGCGCAUUAACACAGUUUGCCAAAGCCGUGACCUCGGGGCGGACUGCGCGCCACGUCUCUCCGGUGAAUCGACGCCGGUUACCUCGGCUGAUCAACGUCCGCCUGACGGUUGGUGGUACGCUCCAAACACCUUCCGUGACGAUGCACCGGGCGCACUGGAUUUAAAUCCACCACCGAGACCGUCGGGCUCCCGCGGACACAAAGAACGCAAGAAAGCCACUCGCUUCAAAACUGCGGAUCCACCAUUGUCUGCGUCGCCCGAGCGCAUGUUCUGCAGUUUCUGCAAACACAACGGGGAGUCCGAGUUGGUGUGCGCGUCCCACUGGCUGAAGGACCAGGCCGGAGAUGUGUUGUGUCCCUACCUGCGGCAGUAUGUGUGUCCUCUGUGCGGGGCCACGGGGGCCAAAGCUCACACCAAGCGCUUCUGUCCCCGAGUGGACAGCGCGUACAGCUCCGUGUACGCAAAGUGCAGACGCUGAACCAACCCAGUUUGGCAAGUAUAAGACAGCAUAAGACAGAAGGCUGAAUCCCCUUUCGCUUUACCGAGUGUGAUUUUGUGUGUCGGCGUGUGUGUUUGUUUGUGUGUCGUUUGGUUUUCAUUUGCAUGUUUUCAACUUUUGCACGUUUGCUUUGCAGCCCUUAAAAUGCUGAUUGGAGUUAUUUUCCAGCUGGUCUUUUGGCCGGCCUUCUCCAAUAGCGUCCCUUUUUUUAUUAUAUAUAUAUAUUGUGGAUUACUUUCAAUAACGACUGCCAGAUAUUAUGUUUGGGAGAAGAUACCCAAAAAAAUACAUGUUUCUCAAAAGAAAAUCUACGUUUGUUUUACAUAUUUUAAAAACGUGGCCUCCUGAUGUCCAGUUUCAUAUCUCCUGUCCAUGCAUUGAAGGAUUAUAACUCAAGCCAUAACAUUCAUCAAUAACUUUAUAACAGCAUAUCGGCUAAACAUCAUGUGACUAGGUCAGCAUUUUAACAUUUUAAAAUAUGAGCUGCUUGUUCUGAGGUGUGGAGAAAAUACCUGUUCCUGAGGCAUGUUUUACUUUCAUUAUUGUACUUAAUGGCUUUUCUGAAAAGCCACUUCAGCUCUAAUCACUUUGUAUAAAAAAAAUGUGUGAACUUAUUGUAUAUUGGAAGUUUAUAAAAUGUCUAAAUUGA